GUGUUCCCGGCCAGGGAGCGCUUCCCCGCCGGCGAACGCGUGUCUUCCAACCUCGCCGUCUCCUUCUCCUCCCACCAGGCCUCCCAAAGCCAUGGCAGCGACGGGGCUCAACGCGUACGCGCGGCCAUACAGCCGCCGCUCCGCCCGCGCCCACCACGCCCCGCCAAAGCCCCACCCUUUCAUGACGCCGGAGCACCACGGCGCCGCCGGCUACCGGCCGCCUUGCCCCCUCGCCGCCAACCACUCCCGCGCCGCCUUCCCCGAGCGCCACUACCCCGGCCCCCUCCCGCCGCGGCCUUUCUUCCGCGAGCACGUCGCCGGGCCGCGUCCUCACCACGGCCGUCCGCGCGGGCCCAUGCUCGACCCCGAGAAGCUGUACGCGCGGGCGGUGCACAGCUUCAACCACAAGCACAAGGCGCGAGCGGCCGCGGCCGGGAAGGGCAAGGGAGGAGGACCCGCGACUCGCGCUCUCCUGCCGGCGGCACCGCCGUGCGGGCCGCGGGGGCAGCGGGGCAGGGGCAGGAGCGAGGUGUACGUGCCGGCCGCGCGCGGCGGAGGGCGGGAGAGGUCGCCGUCGCCGGCGCUGACGAGGCGGAGGGCGUGGCCGGUGCCCCCGCCGGCCUGGGCCUGGCACGGCCGCAGCCGCACCACCGUCAUGAUCCGCAACAUCCCCAACAAGCUCACCCGCCCCUCGAUGAUGAAGCUGCUGGACGACCACUGCGCCCGCGUGAACAGGCGGCGCGGCCCCGCCGCGUACGAUUUCCUCUACCUGCCCAUGGACUUCAGGCAGCGGUGCAGCAACAAGGGGUACGCCUUCGUCAACUUCACGACGGCCGAGGCGGCGCGCGGGCUGCACUACGCCCUGCACGGCCGCGGCUGGCACCGCUCGCUCGGCAGCGCCAAGAUCAUCAACAUCGCCGCCGCCUACAUGCAGGGCCGGCACAGGCUGGUGAGGCACUUCAGCCGCUCCACCUUCGCGUGCCACACCGACGAGUACCUCCCGGCCGUCUUCUCGCCGCCGCGCGACGGCACCGCCGACCCGCCCCCGGCCGAGCCCAGGCACCUCGGCCGACGUGUUCCCCCGCGCGUCCCCGCCGUCCAGCCGGCGCAGCAGCUGGUGUGGGUGCGUCGAGGCGAGGCUAUCGCUAGCCAGCUAGCCACUCCAAGCAUGGUCACCUGAAGUCAAAUGAUGCAAGUUUCUGCUACGCGCGUUCUGUUGGUCCGCUCGCUCGUUCCCGGUGGCGUGGCACGGUCAAGUCCGGAGACCGGAGUCCGGCCAUGCCUUCCCUGCUUUCUUUCCCCUUUGGUGCAACGGCGCGUAGGGGAAGGCUGCCGGAGUUUGGACAUCAGCGUAGCAGCUUUAUCAAGCUGUAGACUGCAGUAGCCCUGUACCGUCUUCUUUGAUCGUGUC
Molecule: messenger RNA, 1411 nt
Organism: Triticum aestivum (bread wheat)
Lineage: Eukaryota; Viridiplantae; Streptophyta; Magnoliopsida; Poales; Poaceae
Product: protein MEI2-like 7
Exons: 4
Coding region: 92-1180 (362 amino acids)
Molecular function (GO): RNA binding
Source: RefSeq, a predicted model, not a curated record